This is a messenger RNA of Dunckerocampus dactyliophorus (ringed pipefish), 2252 nucleotides long. RefSeq names its product ADP-ribosylation factor related protein 1 (gene arfrp1). Gene Ontology annotation, cellular component: Golgi apparatus. The transcript is spliced from 7 exons. Gene Ontology annotation, biological process: protein localization to organelle; intracellular protein transport; Golgi to plasma membrane protein transport. The coding region runs from base 220 to 825 and encodes 201 amino acids. Gene Ontology annotation, molecular function: GTP binding; GTPase activity. The record is from RefSeq and is a predicted model, not a curated record. Lineage: Eukaryota; Metazoa; Chordata; Actinopteri; Syngnathiformes; Syngnathidae.
UUUCCUUUUACGUCACCACAUCCGCGUUCAAAGUCACAGUCGACGUUUUCACUUCUUUUUAUUAUUUUUUGAAUUUGUCGGCUACUUGAACAUAAUAAUAGAAUUGUUUUCUUAGAUAAUGGAAGUACAUUGGCAUGACUGUCUAUUGUCAUCCCUCAGUGUGAACUAAAGCACAAGAGUCGCAAUAGUUGUACGUAUGUGGUAGUAUUGUUUGUAGCCAUGUACACGUUAUUAUCAGGCUUGUAUAAAUACAUGUUCCAAAAGGACGAAUACUGCAUUUUAAUCCUGGGACUGGAUAACGCUGGGAAGACGACUUUUCUGGAACAAACCAAAACAAAGUUCAGCAAGAACUACAAGGGGAUGAAUUUGUCCAAGAUCACAACCACGGUUGGGCUGAACAUUGGUACAAUUGAUGUGGGGAAAGCGCGUCUCAUGUUCUGGGAUCUGGGAGGCCAAGAAGAGCUUCAGUCUCUGUGGGACAAAUACUAUGCAGAGUCGCAUGGAGUUAUCUACGUCAUCGACUCCACUGAUGAAGCACGUCUUUCUGAAUCCAAGGACGCCUUUGAGAAGAUGAUCAGCAGUGAGGUGUUAGAAGGGGUUCCCCUGCUGGUUCUGGCCAACAAACAAGACGUAGCGAACUGUUUGUCAGUGGCUGACAUCAAAACAUCCUUCAGUGACUGCGCACCAAAGAUUGGCAAGCGAGAUUGUCUGGUCCAGCCAUGUACAGCCCUCACGGGGGAUGGAGUGAAUGACGGCAUUGAGUGGAUGGUGAAAUGUGUCAUCAGGAACAUUCACCGACCCCCCCGACAGAAGGACAUCACAUAGACAAGACCCCUCUCAGCACCAUUUGGACCUUCUCAUCAAGAAUAUGACUGGCAAGCUCUGACUCAGGGUGUGUUCACACAAAAUGUCAAAAAAAGACUUUAGUCUGGUUUGCGUUCACACUUUUUGUCAGCGGACCAAAUACUGCUCAGUCAAAACAAGUCAGGCCUCCACUGGACGAUGUAUGUGAGGUCCCACCUCACAUGACGUCUUCACAUACACUCAGAGGACUUUUCUUUGAACAGCAGAGGGAGACCCAUCUCUCAGGUGGUCUGCCCCCACCCCAAUCGCCCCCUCGGCCCUGGAUGUGCGUUCACACUUGACCAAAUGAACCGUACUAACACAGCAAAUGAACUCUAGUCUGUUUUAACUGAACACACCCCAAAUUUCUUCUGUCUGCAUUAUGUCAUCCUUAGGGAACGUCUGACUCUUUUUAGGAUAUUAACAUCUUUCUCACCAUUUUGAAAGCUCAUUUUGCUACAGAUAAUCGUCAUUGAUCCUUCACUUGGAAGAAUUCCAUAUCAUUGCAUUGUGCUUCAGACUCAAUAAAAAGUACAAUAGUUGUCUUAAAGGGAGUGUAUGCAACGGUUCCGAGAGGUACCAAUAGCACUAUAUCCCGCCUCUUCCUGCUUUGACGAUGUAGGACGUAAUGGGCGCACUAGUUAUGUUUGGUGGUCAUGAUAGCGAUUUGGCAAAGUUUAGCUACUAGAUAAAUGACUCCAAAUUGUUGGUCUGUUUUCUGACACUACUUUUGUGUGUUUGUGUGUGUGUGUGCAUGCGUUUGCGCUACGGACAUAUACUGUACGUGUCUACCAGACAGCGUGGGCCAAACAAACAAGUACAGUAAUCUCCCAUUUACAGUAUGGCGGUUAAUCAGUUCCAGACCCGACCGUGGUAGGUUAAUUUAUUUAUAAAUGUAACAUUUUUGUAGUUAGAGCAUAGAAAACCUGUUUAUGACCUUCUAAAUAGAGUUUUUAAGAUUAUUAGAGCCCUAUGGACAUUAAAUAACACCCCUAUAGUCAGCCUUACACUCCGAUUACCCAAUACUGUGUACAUAAUAGAAAAUAAUACAUAAUAUAGACUCACACUUCUUGGCAUUGGAAGAGUUUUGUUGUUUUUCUUCCUACCUGUUCUGUACAGUACUUCCUGCAGCGGCUAUUGUCUCACUACUGUAACAUCACUGACAUCUAAUGACCAGUGUCUUUGAAUGCGUCUUCUUAAUGUCUUAUAUUUGUAUAUUUUUAUGUGUGAAAUACUUAAUUUAGGCAAAAAAGUACAAUUUGCUUAAAUGUAUCAGUAAGCAAGCAUGAUGUCAUGUUUGUAUCCUUCCAAGUGCUGGAAUCUCACUUCCACGUAUUCGUUUUUGUCUAUGACCUCUCAACUUGUGGAAAUCGUCAAAAAAUAAAUUAUUCAAUUCGGUCACUUUUCCU